This is a messenger RNA of Galeopterus variegatus (Sunda flying lemur), 2540 nucleotides long. It is a transcript of the gene ZNF432, whose product is annotated as zinc finger protein 432. The coding region runs from base 274 to 2259 and encodes 661 amino acids. The record is from RefSeq and is a predicted model, not a curated record. NCBI's taxonomy places the organism in Eukaryota, Metazoa, Chordata, Mammalia, Dermoptera, Cynocephalidae. Gene Ontology annotation, biological process: regulation of DNA-templated transcription. The transcript is spliced from 5 exons.
GCUGGGCGAGGGGGCAAGAAGUGGGAGAAGUUUAGGAAGGUAAAUUCAGCUUCCGAGGUCGCUACGGGUUCAGGAGAGCGUCAGCUCACAGGUCUCGGCUUUCCUGGGAAGAGACAAGAAGUGAAUGAAGACAGUUGUUCCAGGACCUAGAUUAUCACUUCUUGGGACACCCUUUAUUGGUGACUGAGAUUUCUAACUAGGAAUUUAGAACAUAUCCAAAAGAGGCAAAGACAGAGUAUCCCAUUUGCUGGCCAUUUCCUACAACAGAAGAAAAUGAUCGAUGUCCAGGAAUUGCUGACAUUGGAGGAUGUGGCUGUGGAGUUCACCUGUGAGGAAUGGCAGCUCCUGGGCCCUGCUCAGAAGGACCUCUACCGGGACGUGAUGUUGGAGAACUAUGGCAACCUGGUGUCACUGGGUUAUCAAGCCAUCAAACCGUAUGCACUCUCCAAAUUGGAACAAGGAGAAGAACCAUGGACAAUAGAAGAUGAAAUGCAUAGUCGAAUCUGUCCAGAAAACCACACAGUUGAUCAUCUACAGAGUCACUUGGAAAAUCAAAGAAUUCUGAAGAGUAUGGAACAAUACUAUGAACAUAAUGCAUUUGGAAAUACUGUUACUCAAAGAAAAAGUCAUUUUCCUUUCAGGAAAAAUCAUGAUAUGUUUGAAUUAUGUAUAAAAACUUUGAAAUCAAAUAUAAGUUUAGUCAGCCGGAAGAAAAUCUAUGAAAUGGAGAACUCCACUAAAUAUAAUGGAAAUGGGAAGUCAUUUCUGCAUAGUAAAUCUGAAGAAUUUCAUUCUGCUGUUAAAUUCCCUGUAAGUGCAAAACCCAGUAGCAAUAAGCCCCAAGUCAUUAAUCAUCAAAGAACUCACGAAACAGAGAAAACCCAUGUAUGCAGUGAAUGUGGGAAAGCUUUUGUCAAGAAGUCUCAGCUCACAGAUCAUGAGAGAGUUCAUACAGGAGAGAAACCUUAUGGAUGUAGUAUGUGUUCAAAAAUAUUCUCCAGAAAGUCCAGGCUCAAUGAACAUCAGAGAAUUCAUAAAAGAGAGAAGUCCUUUUUAUGUAGUGAAUGUGGAAAAGUCUUCACCAUGAAGAGCCGUCUGAUCGAACAUCAGCGAACUCAUACUGGAGAGAAACCUUAUGUGUGCAGUGAAUGUGGAAAAGGCUUCCCAGGCAAGCGUAAUCUCAUUGUACAUCAGCGAAAUCAUACUGGAGAGAAAUCCUAUGUAUGUAAUGAAUGUGGAAAAGGCUUCACUGGGAAGAGCAUGCUUAUCAUACAUCAGCGAACUCAUACCGGCGAGAAGCCCUUCAUCUGCAGUGAAUGUGGAAAAGGCUUCACCACGAAGCACUAUGUCAUCAUACAUCAAAGAAAUCAUACAGGAGAGAAACCAUAUAUAUGCAAUGAAUGUGGGAAAGGUUUCACCAUGAAGAGCCGUCUGAUCGAACAUCAGCGAACUCAUACGGGAGAGAAACCCUAUGUAUGCAAUGAAUGUGGAAAAGGCUUUCCCAGGAAGAGUAAUCUCAUUGUACAUCAGAGAAAUCAUGCAUUAGAGAAAACACAUUUAUGUAGUGAAUGUGGGAAAGGUUUCACCGUGAAGAGCAUGCUAAUCAUACAUCAGCGAACUCACACUGGAGAGAAACCCUACAUAUGCAGUGAAUGUGGAAAAGGUUUCCCCUUGAAGAGUCGGCUGAUUGUACAUCAGCGAACUCAUACUGGAGAGAAACCCUACAGAUGUAGCGAUUGUGGGAAAGGUUUUAUUGUGAACAGUGGAUUGAUGUUACAUCAGCGAACUCAUACUGGAGAGAAACCUUAUAUAUGUAAUGAAUGUGGAAAAGGUUUUUCCUUUAAGAGCAAUCUUGUUGUACAUCAGCGAACUCAUACUGGAGAGAAACCCUUUAUGUGCAGUGAAUGUGGAAAAGGCUUCACCAUGAAACGCUAUCUCAUUGUACAUCAGCAAAUUCAUACAGGAGAAAAACCCUAUAUAUGCAGUGAAUGUGGAAAAGACUUUGCCAUGGAAACUGAGCUCAUUUUACAUAAGCAAAUUCAUACUGGAGAGAAACCUUACGCUUGCAAUGAAUGUGGUAAAGGCUUCACUGUCAGAAGCCGUCUAAUUGUUCAUCAACGAACUCAUACAGGAGAGAGACCCUUUAUAUGUAGUGAAUGUGGAAAAGGCUUCUCUUCAAAGAGAAAUCUCAUUGUACAUCAGCAUACACAUAAUGGAAACAAACCCCCCAACAAAGCAAUGAAUGUGGUCAUGCCUUAGAAAGAAAAUGUGUCUUGUACAGCAUCAGAGACUUCACACAAUAUAGGCUUCCUUUAUGUGUACUGAGUGUGGAAAAUACUAUUUGCACACUAUCAGCUUCAUUAUCCAUGGGGGAAUUUACAGAGGAGACAAAUCAUAUGAAUGGAGUCAAUGUGGCAAAGCCUUCAGUAUGAAUUCUGGCUUUGAAUUCUUUGAUGUACACACAUCAAAGAACUCAUGAGAGAGAGAGACUGUGGAUUCAGUGAUUCAUCAAGCUUUGUUAAAAUAGGACAGUGAACACA